Molecule: messenger RNA, 1209 nt
Organism: Seriola dumerili (greater amberjack)
Lineage: Eukaryota; Metazoa; Chordata; Actinopteri; Carangiformes; Carangidae
Gene: trhrb
Product: thyrotropin-releasing hormone receptor-like
Exons: 2
Coding region: 1-1209 (402 amino acids)
Biological process (GO): phospholipase C-activating G protein-coupled receptor signaling pathway
Cellular component (GO): membrane
Molecular function (GO): thyrotropin-releasing hormone receptor activity
Source: RefSeq, a predicted model, not a curated record
AUGGAAAACUUCACCUCCUCUCCGCAGAGGAACCACUCCGCCGGGGUCUGGACGGACUACAGCCUCCAGUACAAAGUCACCAGCAGUCUGCUGCUGCUCCUCAUCUGUGCGCUGGGGAUCGUCGGGAACGUGAUGGUGAUCCUGGUGGUGCUCACCACCAAACACAUGAGGACCCCCACCAACUGCUACCUGGUGAGUCUGGCGGUGGCGGACCUGAUGGUGCUGACGGCGGCCGGGCUUCCCACCAUCACCGACAGUCUGUUCGGGUCCUGGGUGUUCGGUCACUACGGCUGCCUCUGCAUCACCUACUUCCAGUACCUGGGCAUCAACGCGUCCUCGUGCUCCAUCACCGCCUUCACCAUCGAGAGGUACAUCGCCAUCUGUCACCCAAUCAAAGCGCAGUUCCUCUGCACGCUGUCCCGCGCCAAGAAGAUCAUCGUGUUCGUGUGGGCCUUCACCUGUCUGUACUGUGUGAUGUGGUUCUACCUGUCCGACAUCCAGGAGCUCGUGUACGACAACGUCACCAUCAUCACCUGCGGCUACAGAGUCCCCCGGAAGUUUUAUCUACCCAUCUACUUCUUCGACUUCGGCGCGUUCUUCGUGCUGCCGCUGCUGCUCUCCGCCGUCCUGUACGGACUCAUCGCCCGGAUCCUGUUCCUCAACCCGCUGCCCUCCGACCCCAAGGACAAGAAGAAGAACGGACACGGCAACCACGCCCUCAGCAACAGCACCAGCUGCAAAAACUCCCGCCACUCCAGCUCCACCGCCACCUCCCGCAGACAGGUGACCAAGAUGCUGGCCGUGGUGGUGAUCCUGUUCGCCGCACUGUGGAUGCCGUACCGGACUCUGGUGGUGGUGAACUCCUGCCUGGACCGGGCCUACCUGGACACCUGGUUCCUGCUCUUCUGCCGGAUCUGCAUCUACCUCAACAGCGCCAUCAACCCGGUCAUCUACAACGCCAUGUCUCAGAAGUUUCGCGCCGCCUUCCGCAAGAUCUGCCGCUGCAGGGCGAAGGGCUCGGAUAAACCCGCCACCUACAGCGUGGCCCUCACCUACAGCGCCGUCAAGGACACGUCGAUGGUGGAGAGCACCGACCACUUCACCACGGAGCUGGAGGAGCUCACCGUCACGGACGAGCUGCUGUCCAAUCAGAAGAUGAUGUUUCCAGACGCCUGCGUGUACGGGAAGGUGAACUUCAGCGACGCCUGA